GAAGCGGAAGCGGGUCGUGGGGCGGGACCGUGCCGAGGGCGGAAGGGGCUUCUUUCCCGAGCGCCGGCGUGCAGAUGGCGAGAUCCGGGAGCCGGGCCGCGGCCUCCGCGCGGACGGCGGGGUCUGGAGGCCCCGGGCGGCCGCAGCAGCUCCCGGGGAAACAGCGCUCGGCGCCGUGGCCCAGGCCGCGCAGCAAAGAAAAGAAGAAAGUGAAUUGCAAGCCCAAGAACCAGGAUGAACAGGAAAUCCCUUUCCGGCUCCGAGAGAUUAUGAGGAGCCGCCAGGAGAUGAAAAACCCCACCAGUUACAAGAAAAGGAAGAAAGAGGCCCAGGUGGCCUUCAGAAAGACGGAGAAGGAAGCAAAGGGAGAGGAUCCAGACAUUGCUGUCCCCAAGUUCAAGCAGAGGAAGUGGGAGUCCGAUGGGGCCUAUGUCCAGCGCAUGGAGCAGGAGGCCCAGCACGUGCUGUUCCUCAGCAAGAAUCAGGCUGACCGGCAGCCCGAGGCGCAGGCGGCUCCCAAGGAGAAGUCGGAGGGGAAGAAGGCGUUCCAGAGGCGGCGACUGGACAAAGUCCGGCAGAGAAGAGAGGAAAAGGCAGCUGAGAGGCUGGAGCAGGAGCUGCUCCAAGACACGGUGAAGUUUGGCGAGGUCGCCCUGCAGCCCCCUGAGCUGACCGCCAAGCCCAGGACGAGCAUAAGCAGGGGCCAGCCCGGCAAGAAACCACUGAUGCUGCGGGUGCUCCUGAGCCCUGGCGGUGUGUCCCAGCCCUCGGCCACCUCUCUGGCCCGGCAGCGGAUCGUGGCGGAGGAGAGGGAGCGGGCCGUGCAGGCCUAUAGGGCACUGAAGAAGCUGCGGCAGUGCCAGGGGACUCGGUCAGCCCGCCACCCUCCCGGGAAAAAGCCACAGACGCGUCUGUGAUGGCGAGGGACCAGGGCUGCCCACUGGGUGGGGGGAGCGGGCAGGUGGCCUGCAGACCAAAGUCUGUUCCCUGGACACACCCUGGGACCCCAGGGCUUCGUGCACCAGCUCCCAGGUGCAGCUCUAGGUCUUGGCUGUCGUUCUUUCCCUCCCUAAAAACUGCUCUUUCGUGAGUGACCACCCGCUGGGCUCCGUCACCUGUCCCGAGUCCCCGUAAGUGGGGCCAGUGCCUGGACAGCCACUGUUGUUCCUGUGAGCCUGGCACCGCCCACAUCUUUGUUCUAAACACAGGUCGAGGCCGAGACACAACCUGGGCCAAUCCCGUAAUCCUGUCCCCAGAUGCCAAUUAACUGUAGAUACCACCAACUUAGGUCAGCUAAACCCAUCACAGGCUCCCCUGGGUUCAAGAGCAGGGCAGCUGGAAGCAGGCGCCAGGCAGCAGAUGGGGACGGGGGGCAGCACCUAGACCACCUAGACCUUCUCAUGGAGCCACUGCUAACCGUCCCGAGGCAGGUGCAGCCCCCCCAAGCUUUGGUCCAGGUACGGAGACUGAUGACGCGACCCACACCGAGGGCACAAGUUUCAGGAAGCAUUUCUCACAGGGGACCCAUUUUUGGAGGAGAUCUACCUUAGCAGUUGUCAGUCACCUCUAGUGGCAAAUAAGGUCUCCAAAGUGAUUUUAACAGUGCAGUACAAUAAAUUUCAGGUUGGUUUUUGUAUUACCUUUUGGGGGUUCUCUCGUAGUUUAAGUUGCCCCACGUUUGACCAGGGGGGGACCUUGUGUCUUUGGACACUCAUCUGAGUCAGGUUUCCAGCUCGGACCCAGCCUGAGAAAAGGAGUCAGUGGCUUCUGUAAGGGAGGGACCCUGGUGCCUUCUGGUGGGGUGUGGUAUUUAGAAAGCAAGAUCUGGGUUAAGAAAUGCUCCUCGAUGCUGGGGUGUGAUCGUUUCCAUACCAUUUCAGCAGACAGGCCGUUGUAUGAAUCAAAAAACACGUAACUUUAAAGUUCUGAGUUUAUAUUUGCUAUUAAAAUGUAAUAUUACAGGA
Rhinolophus ferrumequinum (greater horseshoe bat) is the source of this 1964-nucleotide messenger RNA. RefSeq names its product coiled-coil domain containing 137 (gene CCDC137). The coding region runs from base 75 to 917 and encodes 280 amino acids. NCBI's taxonomy places the organism in Eukaryota, Metazoa, Chordata, Mammalia, Chiroptera, Rhinolophidae. The record is from RefSeq and is a predicted model, not a curated record. The transcript is spliced from 6 exons.